This is a messenger RNA of Zea mays, 384 nucleotides long. RefSeq names its product PHD finger protein ALFIN-LIKE 3. Gene Ontology annotation, cellular component: nucleus. Gene Ontology annotation, molecular function: transcription cis-regulatory region binding; transcription coregulator activity; histone binding. The record is from RefSeq and is a predicted model, not a curated record. The transcript has 2 exons. NCBI's taxonomy places the organism in Eukaryota, Viridiplantae, Streptophyta, Magnoliopsida, Poales, Poaceae. The annotation marks the transcript as partial. Gene Ontology annotation, biological process: regulation of DNA-templated transcription.
ACGCUUGUCUCUCGCGUCGUUGCCGGUGCAGAUGUGGACGAUUUCUGCAGCUUGUGCGACCCAGAUAAGGAGAAUUUGUGCCUCUACGGCCUUCCCAACGGGAGCUGGGAGGUGUCGCCGCCGGCGGAGGAGGUUCCUCCGGAGUUGCCCGAGCCGGCGCUCGGCAUCAACUUUGCGCGCGACGGCAUGCUGCGCCGCGACUGGCUCACACUCGUCGCCGUCCACUCUGACUCGUGGCUCAUCUCUGUCGUAUUCUUCUGUGACUCGUGGGUCAUUUUCAUGCAUGUGGUUCUUGCCAAUGCAGCUGCUCUCAGAUUUGAAAUGCACAAGUGCGUACUUACCUUGCAUGCACAGGAUGACAUCAGUGGACAGGAAACUAACUGA